UAGCCCGUAUAUAAUUUGGAAGGAGAAAUCUUCAAUGGAAGACCCCGAGGGAAUAAAUGGGAAGUCUGUGCAGAAGUCCCAAACCAGUUCAGAUGUUGCUGUUUCCUCAAGCUGCAGGUCUAUGGAAAUGCAGGAUCUAGCCAGCCCACAUAGACGACUAAGUGGUAGUAGUGAAUCCCCCAGUGGUCCAAAACUUGAUAACUCCCAUAUAAAUAAUAAUUCCAUGACACCCAAUGGCACAGAAGGUGACAUGACCCUCCUCAGCACUGCAGACUGGCUGCUCAGCCCUAGCACACCGAGCCCUGCAGUUAAAACAGAACCAAUGAACAGCAGUGAGAUCGCUACUACUACUACCACAGACGGGUCUUUAGACAAUUUCUCAGGAUCAGCAAUUGGAAGCAGUGGUUUCAGCCCAAGACAAACACACCAGUUCUCCCCACCACAGAUUUACCCUUCCAACAGACCCUACCCACAUAUUCUUCCUACCCCGUCCUCACAAACGAUGGCUGCGUACGGGCAGACACAGUUUACAGCGGGAAUGCAACAAGCUACAGCCUAUGCCACCUACCCCCAGCCCGGACAACCCUACGGAAUCCCUUCCUAUGGUGCAUUGUGGGCAGGCAUCAAGACAGAAGGUGGAUUGGCACAGUCACAGUCACCUGGACAGACCGGAUUUCUAAGCUACGGUGCCAGCUUUAGCACACCUCAACCUGGACAGGCUCCCUAUAGCUACCAGAUGCAAGGCAGCAGUUUUACAACAUCGUCAGGAAUAUAUGCAGGAAAUAAUUCACUCACAAAUUCUACUGGAUUUAAUAGUUCACAGCAGGAAUAUCCCUCUUAUCCCAGUUUUGGCCAGGGCCAAUAUGCACAGUAUUAUAAUAGCUCACCGUAUCCUUCACAUUACAUGACAAACAGCAACACCAGCCCUACGACACCCUCCACAAAUGCAACAUACCAGCUUCAAGAACCACCAUCUGGCAUCACCAGUCAAGCAGUUACAGAUCCUGCAGCAGAAUACAGUACAAUCCACAGUCCAUCAACCCCCAUUAAGGAUUCAGAUUCGGAUAGAUUGCGUCGUAGUUCAGAUGGGAAAUCACGUGGACGUGGCAGAAGAAACAAUAAUCCUUCACCACCACCUGACUCUGAUCUGGAGAGAGUAUUCAUUUGGGAUUUGGAUGAGACAAUCAUCAUUUUCCAUUCCUUGCUUACAGGGUCCUAUGCUAACAGAUAUGGAAGGGAUCCUCCCACUUCUGUGUCCCUUGGACUCCGAAUGGAAGAGAUGAUUUUCAAUUUGGCGGACACACAUCUAUUCUUUAACGAUUUAGAAGAAUGCGACCAGGUUCACAUUGACGACGUGUCUUCGGACGACAACGGUCAAGAUUUAAGCACAUACAACUUUGGCACAGACGGCUUUCCUGCAGCUGCCACCAGCGCCAAUCUGUGCCUGGCGACCGGCGUGCGCGGAGGAGUGGACUGGAUGCGGAAACUGGCCUUCCGCUACAGACGAGUAAAAGAAAUAUACAACACCUACAAAAACAACGUUGGAGGUCUACUUGGUCCAGCGAAAAGAGAGGCUUGGUUACAACUAAGAGCAGAAAUUGAAGCUUUGACAGAUUCUUGGUUAACACUUGCACUGAAAGCACUCACCCUCAUUCAUUCGAGGACAAACUGUGUGAACAUUCUUGUAACAACUACUCAGCUAAUUCCAGCUCUGGCAAAAGUCUUGUUGUAUGGACUAGGGGUUGUAUUUCCCAUAGAGAAUAUUUACAGUGCAACGAAAAUAGGAAAGGAAAGUUGUUUUGAGCGAAUAAUUCAGAGAUUUGGAAGAAAAGUAGUGUACGUUGUUAUAGGGGAUGGUGUCGAAGAAGAACAAGGCGCAAAAAAGCAUGCUAUGCCAUUUUGGAGGAUCUCGAGCCACUCUGACCUUAUGGCCCUUCACCAUGCCUUGGAACUGGAGUACUUGUAGCAGCUUAGCAGCACUUUCAAACCUCAGAGGCUCCUUCUGCCCGUGGAUGAGAUGCCUGUGUCUUGUGUCAGCAUUGGACUACAGAACUCUGUGAUUUCAACAUGUUGACGUACAGCUGCAAUUGGUCUUAACCCUUGCCCUUUCAGUAAAUGGAGGAGCAUGUCCUUUUCUUCAGAACAGCUGUUGGCUCCGGUACUGCGAGUCCAACGAAAAUAAGCCAUGCGAGUGUUUGAACAACUCACCUUUACCAUGUUCGCUACCAAAAAGGAACGGAGAAGGAAAAAUAAAAUGGAAAAAAAAAACCAAAAAAAAAGAAAAGGAAAUAAGAGGUUCAUACCUGUGAAGAAAAGAAAAAGGACCUGCAAAUGCUUCGUAGUUUUUAGCCUCUUCAAUGUGACACACACCAUUUCUUCAACACAGCAAACCUGAUUGCACAAUGAAGACUGAGAUUUUACAAAAUACCAGUGGAGUAAUUUUCUUAUAAAGAAGGUUUACGUUUUGGUUUCUCAUACCCAGGGUACUCUGUACAUCUUUACUUAUUUAUGAACAGACUAUAUUUUGGCAUCAUAUAACUGAGGAUAUGUAUAAUAGGAUUAAAGGCUAUUAUAAGCCUUUGCCUUAUGGUACAGCAACUACUUUUGAUUUUAGCACAUUACAGAGUAGUUUAAAAUAUGUCUAAUUUAAACUAAUAGGUACAUCACUGAGACAAUCAUGUACAGGAAGAAUUUUUUGUGUAAAUUUGUAAUAAUGAAUGAUUCUUUUACAUAUUGUUAAGGUAAAUGCUAUUGAAAGAUAGUAAUGCCUUGUCGGUGAAGAAUGAGGCCACGUGUGCACAAACUAGUGCAGUGCCUUAUCAGUGUGUUGGAUAUAAAUAUGUAGAUAAUGGAUUUUUUUUAGAUAAAUUUGUCAAGACCAAAAGCAUGGAUGUCAAGUGUCAAUAGGAAUUGGGUUUUGUUCUCAGCUGUUUCUCUGCCAUUUUCUUUUCUCACCCACUCUGAUUAUGAAAAGAUUGAUUUUGUGUUUCCCCCCACCCCAGUCAGAGCAAAUACAGAUAAAACCCAAGUGAAGAGGAGGGCUUUAUUGUCUUUUUUUUUCCUCUUUUAAAG
Molecule: messenger RNA, 3072 nt
Organism: Ficedula albicollis (Collared flycatcher)
Lineage: Eukaryota; Metazoa; Chordata; Aves; Passeriformes; Muscicapidae
Gene: EYA1
Product: EYA transcriptional coactivator and phosphatase 1
Exons: 19
Coding region: 35-1966 (643 amino acids)
Biological process (GO): cell differentiation; positive regulation of DNA repair; multicellular organism development
Cellular component (GO): nucleus
Molecular function (GO): protein tyrosine phosphatase activity
Source: RefSeq, a predicted model, not a curated record